UCAGGCCGUUUAGUCGACACCUUGAAGGGGGCAUUGUACCGGGUCGAUUUCCAAAGUUUUCGAUUUUCGUCCCAUCUCUUUUACCCCACUUGACCCUAACCGGUAAAUUUACAACGCUGCGACCACGGGCACACGUACGGCCCCACCAGUGGUUGUUUCUAUCGCCCUUUUCCUCCCGUAUAGUCGGUUCGAGUCCGGAUGCGCGCGCAUCGUUCCCCCACCACCUACCCAACCGGCCGCGCGAGGACUCGAGAGUGGGGGAAGUCGGUUGCCGCCGCGAGGCAGAACGUGCGGCCGAAACGAAAGUUCAGAAUCAUUACCACGCCAGACCUCGAGGAGUAGAGACGUGUUUCUCGUUACCCUAAGCUCAGUCGAGUUCUCGUGUCGCUUUACUUUCUCUCUUGCAUCGUACACGCGUGUGUGAUAGCCGCGCCAAAGAGGACAGUCUCGAGACGCAACGUGUUACACCGUAUCGAGCCGUGUGCGUGCGUGCGUUGUGCGGAUCGGUAGAUAAUCCUUUCUCUGUUCUCGCACUCCAUUUCAAGCGCGGAUGUUUUUUCAUUUGUGCCGCGUGCGAAAGGAGACAAGUUCUUUCCUGUAAAAGAGACUCUCAGUGCAUCGUGUGCCGUGCUUUCGACCGGAGAACAUUGAACUCUGUGCCCGUGGUACUGUCUCGAACUGUCAUCGGUGAGAUUCGUUGAACAGCGAUCCUGUCAUCGAUCGCUGCUCACCGAUCUCCGGCGUUUCGCCCUUUUUGCCCCCUCGGCGAACUCCGAUCCACGAUCGAGUUGGAGGUCAGAGGUGUGUCCCGCCAAUAUUCAGCACCUAUGGAAAGUGAUCCAUUCGAGGAUCCACCUUACAGACGCUUCAGACGACGCUGUUGAGACAACGCGUCGGAAACGAUUCGGUUUGAGAUUCGCGCGCCGCGAUUAUCCAAGUUAGCGCGGUGCGGUGCGUUGCACGCGGGCCACGUGCGUUUUGUAUGGACAAUCCGUGUGGCGAGGAACAUUGAGCGUGCGCCGUCGAAAGCCACGUGUACCGCCACCGAAAAUUCAACGCGCGCGAUACUGACCGUCGAUUUCUCCGACCACGGUGAUCGAAAUUAGGAAAACAUUGUUCCGUGCGAGAGAGAGAGAGACAGAAAUUGAGACAAGGUGGUAGUGCUUGAUCCACACAGACAUUGGUUCGAUUACAGUGCCGGCGAGAGCAACCAACAGCGCUAGCCAACGAACUAUCGAUAAACAGAAGUCCAGUGCACCUGCCACGAUCAAGAAAUGGCGAUCCCAUUCGCAUUGCCGUCCGACGACGAGGCGGAAGCCCAGGGACAGCAGCUGGAGCAAUUGAUGCUCGACCUGUACGCAGCUCUGCAACAGGUCCUACGAAGCAGGACGGCCCAACAUCCAUCCCGAAAUCAUCGGAUACCACGGCGAGCAGGUGAUGGUUUCGGAUCCCGAGAACACCCGGUGGUCCUGGUGGACUCUGACCUAUCCCGGUUACCAUUGCCAGAUCUGGUAUUGUCCGCCGUUGAACAACUUCCGGCUGCAACGCCUCAGGUGACCGUGUCGGCGCCUAGUAGCCCUACAAGGGACGCGGCCUUCCAGUUUCCGGAAUGCAGCGGUGACGAGAACGUUCUAGUACCGACGCCGAACCCUAGGCCACGACCACGAAGACGCAGACUCGCGUCCGAGUGCGGUGGCGCCGUUGCCAUGAAGAAAGGACCAGCAGAGCCGACCUGCAUCAACUGCUGCGGCCAUUUCGGUCAGGCAUUCAACGAGAACCAGUGGGCGAACGUGGGUGCUAACCUCAGGAACAUCGCCGACGACUUCCAUGCGUCCAAGACCAAGGCGGCCGAGAUCGAAAAGUCCAGGCUGCCCGCGAUGAACCCGGGCUUCGCGAAUUCCGGCAACACCACCGGUUCCACGGACAGCAUCCUGUCCCUGUUGAUCCCUGCGCCACUCCGGGAGACCCUGUGGACGACGGUGGCCCUGUACCUCGGUUUCUCUCUCCCCUGUUCCACGGCGUUUAUUAUUGCACGUCCGACCGGCACGAGUGGAUUAAGACGAAACGAGGAUCGGAAGUCGUGCACGACCCAGACCUUGCGGCUCAGGGGUGGCGUGAUCGAGGGCAAACAAAGAGCGGCCGAGAUCGAAAAGUCCAGGCUGCCCGCGAUGAACCCGGGCUUCGCGAAUUCCGGCAACACCACCGGUUCCACGGACAGCAUCCUGUCCCUGUUGAUCCCUGCGCCACUCCGGGAGACCCUGUGGACGACGACGCGACAGUCUCGUCCCGUGGCCGCGUCCCGCGGCGACGGCGAUGGCUCGAGGACUCGAAGAACGAUCAUCGACGCUUGGAACGGCACCAGAGACCAGGACGACGAGCCGUCCACCGGUGAACCUGGUCCUUCCAGCUCGUCGGAGAUUCCUCUUCAGGGUAGCCACUCUUCUGGAGGUUCAUCCAAGAUCGAUGCCACGGCUAGAAGAAUUGCAAGCAGGACGUGCUUACCACGGUCCUUAAGUGUUACGAGUGCCGGCGGGCCAGCGGAGAGCGAAGAGGACGGGCACUGCCCGGGCAGCUCCUGGUGGUCGUCCUGCGACAACAUCCAACAUGAUCUACCUUACGAUAUAUUUUCUAUGUAUACGUGUGUUUCGCCCGCGAUCGAGAAUGCACGCGUACUGUGUUAUCGUCUUUGGCCCUUCCUCGGGUUCGGCCCUUCGCGCGAGGAGGAGCAGGACGAAGGCUUCGAGGAAGACGACAAUGACGAUGUCGUAGACGGGAUUAACGUCGACGAGGAUGGAACUCGUCGAUCAGUUACUCGUCGAAGAGUCAGAGUGACCUGA
Megachile rotundata (alfalfa leafcutting bee) is the source of this 2837-nucleotide messenger RNA. RefSeq lists its product as uncharacterized. NCBI's taxonomy places the organism in Eukaryota, Metazoa, Arthropoda, Insecta, Hymenoptera, Megachilidae. The record is from RefSeq and is a predicted model, not a curated record.